Doryrhamphus excisus (bluestripe pipefish) is the source of this 2933-nucleotide messenger RNA. Its product is annotated as neuronal migration protein doublecortin-like. Gene Ontology annotation, biological process: intracellular signal transduction; axoneme assembly; retina development in camera-type eye. NCBI's taxonomy places the organism in Eukaryota, Metazoa, Chordata, Actinopteri, Syngnathiformes, Syngnathidae. The record is from RefSeq and is a predicted model, not a curated record. Gene Ontology annotation, cellular component: axoneme.
CUGGCAGACAAAGGGAGCAGAGAAGCGGCGUGGAGCUUUUCCUGCAGCAGCAUCGACACGCACACACACACACACACACGCGCACGCUGUCUGACACACUCCCUGGCACACCCCCCCCUGCACAUACACGCUCUCUUCACUGGUGCAAGCAGCCACGCAGACCUUGUGGACCUGUUCCUCCCUCGCCACUCAUCUGUCACAAGCAUCACCACUCGGUCACCAUGGAGCUAGAUUUUGGGCAUUUUGACGAGCGAGACAAGACGGCUCGCACUCCGCGGGGCGGCCGCAUGAACGGACUCCCCAGCCCAACCCACAGCGCCCACUGCAGCUUCUACCGCACACGCACCCUGCAAGCCCUGUCCAAUGAGAAGAAGGCCAAAAAGGUGCGCUUCUAUCGUAACGGCGACCGCUACUUCAAGGGCAUCGUGUACGCUGUGGCCAACGACCGAUUUCGCACCUUCGAUUCUCUGCUGGCCGACCUGACUCGCUCGCUGUCCGACCACAUCAACCUGCCCCAGGGUGUCCGCUUUAUCUUCACCAUUGAUGGCGCCAGCAGGGUCUCGGCCCUUGAUGAACUUGAGGAGGGGGAGAGCUACGUUUGCGCUUCAGAGAACCUCUUCAAGAAGGUCGACUACACAAAGAACGUCAACCCCAACUGGUCGGUGAAUGUGAAGGCCUCGGCCAGCCAGAAGAACAUUCAGUCGCUGGCCGCAAAAGCCGCCAGCGAGCCCCGAGAGAGCAAGGACUUUGUUCGACCCAAACUGGUGACAGUGAUGCGCAGCGGUGUCAAACCACGCAAGGCCGUGCGCGUCCUGCUCAAUAAGAAGACGGCGCACUCCUUCGAGCAGGUGCUCACCGACAUCACGGAGGCCAUUAAGCUGGAAAGCGGCGUGGUAAAAAGGAUCUAUACGCUGGACGGGAAGCAGGUGACUUGCCUUCAAGAUUUCUUUGGAGAUGACGAUGUCUUCAUUGCAUGUGGCCCUGAAAAAUUCCGCUAUGCACAAGACGACUUCUCUCUGGAUGAAAACGAGUGCCGAGUCAUGAAGAGUCACAAAGUCCUCCGUGGUUCAGUCAAGAGUCCUCUAUCCUUCCAGCGCUGCAAGUCUCCUGCAGAAUCAACCAAUGGGACAGGCUCCAGCAGCCAGAUGUCCACCCCCAUCUCCAAACACUCCCCCAUCUCCACUCCCACCAGUCCGGGGCUCAACAACAAACAAAAGGACCUUUACCUGCCCUUAUCUCUGGAUGACGACGAUUCCAUCGGGGAGUCCAUGUAGACUCUUAUCCUGCAGCAUGAAACCGUUUUUUUUUUUUUUUUAAAUGAAGACCUGUGCGCAUCCCGUAAGAGCGUCACCUUAUGGUCAAAGCAAUGCACUGAUGCCAUUUGCUGGUUGUUUGUCGUUUUUCGAAAGUCAAUUUAUCACCAAAAUCAUCACACAAUGGCACAAGUGUUCAAUAGAUGAUAAAAAAGUCAGUCUUGCUGUUGGGUGUUGGGUGCACUCUUUACACUAACUACACAAUUGCAAGCAGCAAAUGGGUGAUUCUAGCAGACAAAAAUCUGGCUCAACGUUUGUACGACUUUACAUUCGUCAUGUUUUUUUUUUCUCCAGAGGAAUCCUUCCUAACUUAGCUGUAAAUACUGUGUAUAGUUCUCACAUUCUUCGCUUUUUCCGGUUGCCAUUGUUGUGCUUCCAUAACGUCAUCAUAACAAUCUUUCCAGCUGAUUCCUCUGACUCCAUACAUACAGUAGCAGGCUAUACAUGGUAGUUACAUCAUAUACCCUCAAUGUUUUACAUAAAGCAGUGCAUGAGACCUCAUUUUAGGGCUUUAGGUGCAUUUAAAAAAAAAAGAAGCUGAUUUGAAGGACCUAAUGGUGCAUAAGACUGACCAAAGUUCAACUCUUAAUUAGGCCAAUCAGUACACAGCAGUGUUUUUGUCACAUUUUUACAAUUUAACACAUCACAGAUGAAUAAAUAAGAAUAAAUAAUAAAUUAAGGUUGCGAUGCGUUGCCAGAUUUAUUGAAAAAGGACUUGACUUGCCUGGCUUUUAAUAUUGUAUAAAGUUUUGUUUUUUUUUUGUAAGGGGUCUUUAUUUUUUAUAUACUUUUUUCAAUGCUCCCUGUGCAGCUCUUAUUAAAAAUAUUACAGUGGGAAUGUUUUUUUUUUAUUUUAUAUAUAUUCUAUAGUUUUCUCAGGUUUUACAGGCAACAAGCCUGAGCCUGUUUAAUUGGAUGAAACUGAAGCACAAGUGGCUGCAGGCACUUUGAAUGUCAGCACGUAUACUGCAGUUACAAUGAGUGACCACAAGUCGUGCUGCUUGUGUGGCAUCUUUUCUUUUCAAUGGCGCAUCUAUGCAUUUAGAUGGAAGGAUAGCGAAGAAAUGUCCUUGCAAUUUGUCAUGAAAAGUGUGUGUCCUUAAUGGCUGCGUCGCCAUUUCUCAACGGCUCGUGUUGUCAUUGCAACGUUUGUCCAACAGAGGCCGCUGUCGCACAAGUCUCCGUUUUCUGCAAGAGUUUCUGUAUAGUCCCACACAGUUGGUUUCCCUGCCGCUUUGUUUCUUCAGCAUAUACAACAAAAACGCGUCUUGUGUGAACUGGCCACCACCAUAUUAGAUGGCUACAGUGGUGCCUUUUUUGACUACUAUUUUUGUUUUAAAAAUAAGAAAUAAGGUAUGCGCUUUUUUAACCACUUUGUAACGUGUUUUCUUAAACAAACCCUCCAAACACGCUUUGUUUUGUAGAGACACUUGAUCACAGUGUAAAUACCCUUCUUCCUGCCCCCUUUUUAUAUUCCACCUAUGCCUUUUCCACCCCUUGAAUAACUUCUUUUCUCCUUUGGGGAUAUACAAUAUUUUAUUAGUGGAAUUUUGCUAUGUCACAGUGGCUUGUUUCAGUGCUCCAUUCAAUGUAUUAACUGGUAUCUUUUUUGCAAUUAAA